Molecule: messenger RNA, 1155 nt
Organism: Adineta steineri
Lineage: Eukaryota; Metazoa; Rotifera; Eurotatoria; Adinetida; Adinetidae
Source: the annotation of a GenBank genome assembly
AUGGUUAACGAUCCUGUAUCUGAUUCACAUGAUCCUUUACUUGAAAGUCUAGAAGAGGAAAUUAAUCAGCCGUCUCGAUGUAAACGAAAUCAAAUUAUUAUUAUUGGAUUAUGUUCAAUAGUACUUUUAUCAUUGUUCACUUUAACUUUGGUAUUUGUAGCAACACGAAUUCAACACACAUCAUCAGUUACUAUCAAUACAACUAUGACAAAACCAACAACAACAAAACAGCAAGUAUCAGGAAUUUGCGUUGGAGUCAGUUGGAAUCCAAUUGGAGACAUAUUGCUUAAAUCCGAUUAUGUAUCAAGUUUUGCUGUCGAUAAUGAUUUUAAUAUAUAUAUUAGCAAUUCACAUUUGAAUACUUUGCAAAAAUGGCCUCCAGGUGCUAGUGAACCGAUCAAUUUGUUCAAUGGUCACUUUCCAGCUACUCCUUUAUUUUAUCAUUCAUUAACCGAUUCACUUUACUUUUUUUAUAUCUUUAACGAUACUCAAGGUGUAUAUAAACUCGUCAAUGGAAGUUCAACACCAAUAACUGUAUUUAGGUCUAACGGAAAAGGUUGGAAUUUAGAUCAACUUGAUACCAAUUGUAUAGGAUUAUAUGUAAACUCCGUAGGUGAUGUAUUUGUAUUAGAUGGAGGUCGUCAUCGUAUUGUCAAAUGGAAAGCUGAUAGUUCAUCACAAAUACUUAUUGGUGGUCGACAAAAAGAGGAGUAUAUUUCCGACCCGUUUCCGUUUCCGCAAGGAUUCAAUGUAGAUGAAAUGAACGAUUUCGCAUACGUUAUAACGGGUGCUUCUGGUCAUCCCACAAAAAGAUUUUCAAGCGGAUCUCUAUACGGAGUAACUGUUUUAGGUGGUGGUCCAAGUAAAGUUCUUUCUGAUGCACCUGGAGAUUAUAUUGAGCCUCAAGCCAUACUUGUGGAUAAAAUGGGUAAUAUUUUGAUUGCUGAAAACGCUAAAGUUACUCGAUGGACACUGGAUGCUAAAUACAUUGGCAUUGCUGUUGGAGGAAUUUUAGGUGGUGGUGCAACAAGUAUCUCCUUCCCAGAUCGAUUAGCAUUUGAUCGAUUAGAAAACUUGUAUGUCUAUGAUCAUAAUGACAAAAAAUUGGUUAGAUUCAACGUCACUUCUACUUCAUGCACAAAUAAUGUUCUUUGA